This is a messenger RNA of Mustela lutreola (European mink), 1423 nucleotides long. It is a transcript of the gene LMX1B, whose product is annotated as LIM homeobox transcription factor 1 beta. The transcript has 8 exons. The coding region runs from base 65 to 1273 and encodes 402 amino acids. Gene Ontology annotation, molecular function: DNA-binding transcription factor activity, RNA polymerase II-specific; RNA polymerase II transcription regulatory region sequence-specific DNA binding. NCBI's taxonomy places the organism in Eukaryota, Metazoa, Chordata, Mammalia, Carnivora, Mustelidae. Gene Ontology annotation, cellular component: nucleus. The record is from RefSeq and is a predicted model, not a curated record. Gene Ontology annotation, biological process: regulation of transcription by RNA polymerase II; neuron differentiation.
GCGGGCAGGCGGGCGGGCGGGCGAGCACCCUGGCCGGCGGGGCCCAAGGCGCGCCCCGCGUCCCAUGGAUAUAGCAACAGGUCCCGAGUCGCUGGAGAGGUGCUUCCCCCGCGGGCAAACGGACUGCGCCAAGAUGCUGGACGGCAUCAAGAUGGAGGAGCACGCCCUGCGCCCCGGGCCCGCCACUCUGGGGGUGCUGUUGGGCUCCGACUGCCCGCAUCCCGCCGUCUGCGAGGGCUGCCAGCGGCCCAUCUCCGACCGCUUCCUGAUGCGAGUCAAUGAGUCGUCCUGGCACGAGGAGUGUUUGCAGUGCGCGGCGUGUCAGCAAGCCCUCACCACCAGCUGCUACUUCCGGGAUCGGAAACUGUACUGCAAACAAGACUACCAACAGCUCUUCGCAGCCAAGUGCAGCGGCUGCAUGGAGAAGAUCGCCCCCACGGAGUUUGUGAUGCGGGCGCUGGAAUGCGUGUACCACCUGGGCUGCUUCUGCUGCUGCGUGUGUGAGCGGCAGCUGCGCAAGGGCGACGAGUUUGUGCUCAAGGAGGGCCAGCUGCUGUGCAAGGGGGACUACGAGAAGGAGAAGGACCUGCUCAGCUCCGUGAGUCCCGACGAGUCCGACUCUGUGAAGAGCGAGGACGAGGACGGGGACAUGAAGCCGGCCAAGGGGCAGGGCAGCCAGAGUAAAGGCAGUGGGGACGACGGGAAAGACCCCCGGAGGCCCAAGCGACCCCGGACCAUCCUCACCACGCAGCAGCGAAGAGCCUUCAAGGCCUCCUUCGAGGUGUCCUCCAAGCCCUGCCGAAAGGUCCGAGAGACGCUGGCGGCAGAGACAGGCCUCAGCGUGCGUGUGGUCCAGGUGUGGUUUCAGAACCAAAGAGCCAAGAUGAAGAAGUUGGCGCGGCGGCACCAGCAGCAGCAGGAGCAGCAGAACUCGCAGCGGCUGGGCCAAGAGGUCCUGUCCAGUCGCAUGGAGGGCAUGAUGGCUUCCUACACGCCAUUGGCCCCACCCCAGCAGCAGAUUGUGGCCAUGGAGCAGAGUCCCUACGGCAGCAGCGACCCCUUCCAGCAGGGCCUCACGCCGCCCCAAAUGCCAGGUGACCACAUGAACCCCUAUGGGAACGACUCCAUCUUCCAUGACAUCGACAGCGAUACCUCCUUAACCAGCCUCAGCGACUGCUUCCUCGGCUCCUCAGACGUGGGCUCCCUGCAGGCCCGCGUGGGGAACCCCAUCGACCGGCUCUACUCCAUGCAGAGUUCCUACUUCGCCUCCUGAGAGCCAGCCGGCCGCUUGGACGCUUGGGCCAGGGCCUGGGAGGGGGGGGCCUGCGGCCGCCAGGGCCAGCCCCACCGCCCGCACAGACUCUACACACAGCCAUACGGUGCCCUUCCCCGGGCUGGCCGGGCAGGCAGACGGGCGCAGCCU